This is a messenger RNA of Sebastes umbrosus (honeycomb rockfish), 1263 nucleotides long. RefSeq names its product endothelial cell-specific molecule 1 (gene esm1). Bases 194 to 754 code for a protein of 186 amino acids. The transcript is spliced from 3 exons. NCBI's taxonomy places the organism in Eukaryota, Metazoa, Chordata, Actinopteri, Perciformes, Sebastidae. The record is from RefSeq and is a predicted model, not a curated record. Gene Ontology annotation, cellular component: extracellular region.
GACAAAAAGGGACGACAACACCGGAAUGAGGAAAUUGACGAGAGCAAAGCUGCAAAACAAAGUUGUUCAUCGCUGAUAACCAUCCAACCUGAUGAGCCAGAGGUCACUCUCACGCUCACAGAGGUGCUGCAUCUGUCUCCAGGCAUCCACAAGACCAGCAGCCUGAGGAGCUCUCUCUCUCUGCUGCACAGUCAUGUCUCUCCUCCUCCUCAUCACCACAGUGUUGUCCUCACUCAUAGUGCGGGAUGCCGAGGCGUGGAGCGCCAAUGUCAAGUACGCGGUGAACUGCCCGGACCGAUGCAACAUAGAGCGGUGUGGUGGAGGUGCUGGUGGUGGUGGUGGUGGUGGCACGCAGCGCUGCGCACGGAGCGUCCUGGAUGACUGCGGCUGUUGCCAGGUGUGUGCAGCCGGCAGAGGGGAGCACUGCUACCGCACCGUGUCCGGGAUGCACGGGGUGAAGUGCGGACCGGGAUUAUUCUGCGAGUUCUACAAGGAUGAGGACGACUAUGGAGACGAAUAUGGGAUAUGCAAAGACUGCCUGUAUGGGACCUAUGGGCUUGAGUGUCGCAAGACAUGCAACUGCAAAGAUGGCAUCUGUGACAGGGAGACAGGAGCUUGUCUCACCCUCAAAUUCUUUGCCAAAAUCGCUGGCAAGCUCAAGACUGAGACUCCAGAAGGGGUCGAGGUGGGCUCAGGAGAGGUCAGCUCUGCCCAGAGCACAGAUCAACACACGACUCCAAGGCGGCCUCGCUGACAAGUGCUGACAAGACUGAAUCUAUUCAGUGUAAAUGUAGCAUUAACUUAUAAAUGAACUGAAAGAUAUAUUUUAUUAUGUUAAACGAUGAACAAAACUUUUUUACAGCAGUCGGAAGCUUUUAUUUGGUUUGUUGGGUCCUCGUUUGACACAAAGCAUCUUUUCUAAUGAAAUAUGCAGAUUAUGUCAUUCUCUAUUUCUCUGUUAUUGUUUGUCAAGAUGAUCCUGUCAUCUGUUUUCCCAUGAGCUUCACUGUCUCAUUUAGUGUGCCUUCAUACAUUCUUGUUGAGAAAAUGAGAGUUAAUGUCACAAGACAAAGACAUUUAUUUUCAAACUGGACACAGCAAUAUUUGUCAUUGAUUCAUUGUUGUCCACGAAACAUUUUGAGGUUUUCCACAAUGAUGUAUUAUUUGUACUGUAUAUAUGAAAUGCAGACAUGGAAGAUAUCAUGUAUAUGACACCAGCCGAUGUAAAGAAUGCUCUUACAAUUAAACCAAAGUUAUCACUGA